AUGUUCGAGGUCUUGUUUGCCAACUGGGCACCAUCCUGCCGUUCAUUGGUGGACAACGUGAGCGAGUGGUUCUCCUUGAUCUUCGUGGCUUACAGGUGCAUUGUAGGCUUCGCGCUGCUGAACGUGGUGAAUUCUGUCUUUGUGUCGCAGACCUUAAAGAUCGCCGACUCGGAUGAGGAAUAUCUCAUCAAGGCUCAGUACCGCAAGAAGUUGGAGAACCUCUUCCAGGCCGCCGAUGUGACCAACGACGGCUUUCUCACCAUGGAUGAGUUCAUGCGAUUGCUGGAGGAUGAGAAAAUGCACUUGUGGCUCUCACAGUUGCAACUUGAAUACCAUGCCCCCCGGACUGCAUGCGGCAUGCAAUCAAAGGGGGGCGGAAAUGGAGAAGCAAUCGGGUCUUUCAAAACUCGCAAGAACUUGGCCCCACUUGAGCCCACCCGGUUCGAAUCGGGGCCGGAGGGGCCAUCUCCUUGGAGUGGAGGAAAAUCUUUCGUGGGGAAAAUAGGAUCUGAGACUAUGUGUUCCUAG
Molecule: messenger RNA, 528 nt
Organism: Durusdinium trenchii
Lineage: Eukaryota; Dinophyceae; Suessiales; Symbiodiniaceae
Source: the annotation of a GenBank genome assembly